Pogona vitticeps (central bearded dragon) is the source of this 1756-nucleotide messenger RNA. The record is from RefSeq and is a predicted model, not a curated record. Lineage: Eukaryota; Metazoa; Chordata; Lepidosauria; Squamata; Agamidae.
UGCUCAUGUUAUGAACAUCUGCCUUCAGGAUUUUGAGCAACUGUAUCUGAGGGUCAAGCAAUGGGCCAGGAUUUUUGAAAAGGAGCUCACCAUGGCAUGUGAAUGACCUGAACAGCAGGAUACCAUCAAAUAUUUACAAAUUUGUGCGGAAUUGGAAUUCUUCACAGUGAUUCCAAAGAUGGAGAAAACAAGAGAAAAGCUCGUGUCCAGAUAUAAAGAUUCAGCUGAACUCUUAACUCAGCCAUGUCUUCUGACAACCAGCAGAGAAGCAUCUGAGAGCCCUCCACCUGAUUUUGUGUCAGAACUCUGCAUGUCACAAGCCAUUCCUGAAGUAACCUCCAGCAAGGUCCAUGAAAUGAUGGUGUAUGACGCAGAAAUAGAGAAUGAGAACGUUGACUCAGGAAAAGCAGCACUGGAUGAUUAUAAUAAAAGGUGUCAAAUAAGUCCCCGGGAACUGUGCUCAAAAACAAGUCGGAAUGAUAAUCAAAAGUUCUGCUGUCAGAACCAGAAAUUGCAGUUUGUUGAGCAGAUAAUGACACAGAUUGCAGCCUUGCCAAUGGAUCACAUAGACGAACGUGCUACAUCUCUGCGCUGUCAAGGGAUGCUUCUUGUUGAAGACCUAAGCCAAGUGGAAUCAUCUCUGUGGGUGAAAGAGAAGCUACUCAGCAUCUCCAUUGCCAGCGUCUUUGCCUUGCCCUCAGUUGACACCUUACAAAGGCAGGCUAGGAAAAAGGUCAAUGUGCAGGCAUUGUAUGACCAGACUGUAGAAGCUAUGGAAGCAAUGCUGAGAUGUCUCUUAUCAAAGAACCCAAAUGCUACUGAACUAUUAAUGCUCUUAGAUCAUUUAGCACCCUGGAUGACGUCAGGACAAGCACAUGAACGGGCUCGAACAGUGAACACCUACGUUUCCCUGUUAAAAUUUGCAGCUACUUGUCCCACAUUUCAUAUGUCACCUGAGUUUCCUAAGCUUGGGCGUUUGAUUGGUCAACUGUGCUUGCGUGUCAAUGACCCCAGAAAAGAGAUUGGCCAACAGGCAUAUAUUUCCUGCCUUGAAAUGGAAACUGAUUCCCUGGAAACAGAGCAUCACCAAAGGUACAAAGAGAUUCCGGGUACCUACAAUCUUACUAGGCCUCAUCAAAAUAUCACUAAUAUUAUUAAGGCGUUUGAGCCACAUCUCACCUCAAGACAGACGACAGAGCUUUUAUUGACUGCUCUAGGCUGCCUCAAAGAAGCCAAUAAACACACCACAGCAGCAUCGCAUACUAUCACAUCUGCCAUCAUGAAGUGUUACAAGCACAAAUUACAAGAACAGGUUCCGGAUAUUGUGGAUCAGGUCCACCAGCAGCUUAGUUUUGUCUACAGGUUCCGGGACAGGCAAAUAAUGAUGAGAGUCAUAUCCCAACUGGCUCAUAGCUACAUGGCAGAAGUGUGUGGUGCCCUUCUACAGGGUCCUUUCCCAAUGACCAGGUUUUCAGCUGAGAUAUGGUGUAUGUUGACAAAAACAUGCUCUGACUAUGAACUAACAGUCUUAGUGAAAGUGCUACUGAAAGAGCUACAACUGAAUCCAAAGGCCACUGGAAACUAUAUUACACCUCUGGCUGCUGCCAGUGCUUUUUGCAAGGUGCUAUCCAUGCCGAAAUGUUCAGAUGUGGCACUCUACAUCUAUCCCCAGUUGCUGAUGGCAUUGCUUGUUCAGGUGCACUACCACAUUAGACACAACUCAGUUGCUGAGGAGGAAUGUGAGCCCGUGAGGUAA